Molecule: messenger RNA, 1917 nt
Organism: Acanthocheilonema viteae
Lineage: Eukaryota; Metazoa; Nematoda; Chromadorea; Rhabditida; Onchocercidae
Source: the annotation of a GenBank genome assembly
CUUGAAUUGUUUGGCUUUUUUCUAGAUGGGUCAUCAGCAUCCUGCUCAACAGAUCGUCCCUUGGUGGAUCCAUCAUAUUCAAGCAAUAUCACCUCUUGUACGCAAAAUAUCGUUAAAAGGAAAAGUUUACGACGUUUCUUCAGUAACGGUCAACAACAACAAAGUUCAUUGAGCGGUAUUCAUUCGCGUCCUCAGUCUGUAUCAUUAGCAACACGAAAAGGUAGUGGACAACAACUCCGGCAUAGUGCAGCUGAUCCACUUCAUUCAGGCUUAACCGAGCAGCAACAAGAUCAUUUAUUACCAAAGGAUUUAAUAGAAUCAGAUUUAACGGUUGUUGGUACAACAUCAGCAGGAAGAGCUCAUAGUGUUUUAUCAUCGUGUGACGAUCAGACACAUUCAACAGCUGAGCAAGAAGAAGCAUCGAUCGCUGGUGGAUUACUUUCGGUGAAUCUUCCAUUAAUUGAUCCAACGAUUGAGUCAACAGCAUCAUUCUCUGAUCCCGCUGAAUUUGAAUUGCCGCCGCCAAUGAGUGAAUUAAGCAGCGCCGUAGCUGAUGCUGCUGCAUCUCGAAACACAUCAAUGGAAGAAGAACAACAUGCAAGCGAUGUGUUAGUUAUUUGCACUGAAACAACGGAAGAUCAAAAUGAUAUUUCAGAAAAGGAAGAAAAAAAUCCUCAAGAUAUUGCGAGGCAAAAGCGACAAUAUGUAUUAAUGGAAUUGGUAGAUACAGAACGAGACUAUGUGAAAGAUUUGAGUUCAGUAGUAGAUGGGUAUAUGGCAAAUUUGCAAACGAUGGAAUUGCCGGAGGAUUUGAUUGGCAAAGAUAAAAUCAUUUUUGCAAAUAUCGCUCAGAUUCUUGAUUUUCACAAAACGUUAUUUCUGAAAGAAAUUGAAAAGUGCCUUGAAGAUUAUGAAACUGCGGGUAAUGCCUUUGUUAAAUAUGAACGAAGGCUACAUACAUAUUAUGUGAAAUAUUGUCAGAACAAGCCAAAAUCUGACUUUUUGAUGGCACAAGAUGAUUUUGAGCAGUUUUUCGCCGAAACAAAGCAAAAAUUGGGUCAUAAGAUAGCGUUAUGUGAUCUGUUAAUUAAACCAGUGCAGCGUAUAAUGAAAUAUCAACUACUGAUGAAGGAUAUUUUGAAAUAUACGGAAAGAGCGGGUGAUCGAACGGAUAUCCUGGAAAAAGCUCUUCAGGUAAUGCACGUAGUACCGAAAGCAUGCGAUGAUAUGAUGCAAGUUGGCCGAUUGCAAAAUUUCGAUGGAAAUUUAAAUGCUCAAGGAAAACUGAUAUAUCAGGGAACAGUGGCAAUCUCAGAUAAUGCUCCAUCACAGCCUUUCAAAGGAAAAGAUAGGCGAAUAUUUCUGUUUGAGCAGUCUGUAAUUAUUGCUGAUUGCAUUUUGCCGAAGAAAGAAUUUGGCAAUCCUACGUAUAUUUUCAAAAGUCAAAUUAUGGUCAACAAGAUGGUAUUAGAAGCAAAUCUUCCUGAUGAACCGUUACGUUUCAUUCUGAAGAGUAAUGAUCCGGCACAACCGAAUGCAUUCUUAGCGCAAGCUAAUACAGUUGAGGAAAAAGAUGAGUGGAUUUUGAAAAUAAACAGCCAGUUGGAUCAGCAAAAAACACUUCUGGCAGCUUUGGUAGAUCCUAAACGUUAUCAAAAUCAACUAGCUGGAAGUGUCAAUUCAUUAUCAUUGGAAGAAACGGAUAAGAAGACGCUGUUUCCCCGAUUAAUGGGCAAAAGUAAAGAAAGCAGUCACAGUUCUUCAGAUGCUUCAUCUUCGAUGCAUCAAAAUUCGAGCAUCCAAGCAUUGCCGUCAAAGAGCAAUUCAUCAACAAAAUCAUCGAAGUUGUUCGGUUUUGGGAAAAAAGUGAAUCCAGCAAAUAGUAACAAGUCAGCAGCAGUAAGUAAAUUGAAAUAA